Messenger RNA from Ixodes scapularis (black-legged tick), 1135 nucleotides. RefSeq names its product gamma-secretase subunit PEN-2 (gene pen-2). Gene Ontology annotation, biological process: Notch receptor processing. The transcript has a single exon. The record is from RefSeq and is a predicted model, not a curated record. Gene Ontology annotation, cellular component: gamma-secretase complex. The coding region runs from base 160 to 465 and encodes 101 amino acids. Lineage: Eukaryota; Metazoa; Arthropoda; Arachnida; Ixodida; Ixodidae.
CCAACGUCGACUAUCUUCUGUUUUCGGUGCUUUUGGUAGGUGUAUUUACGCUUAUCAAGCGAACGGCUGACGAACAACGAUUCAGAGAGUACUUACGCCGAGACCACCGGCAACGACCGCCGUCGAGCCUACGCCAGCAAAUUGAUCCCUUCCAGAAAAAUGGACCUGGCUAAAGUGAAGGACGACGAGAAACUCCGUCUAUGUCGGUGGUACUACAGGGGCGGCUUCUUCAUCCUCCCGUUCCUGUGGUUCGUCAACGCCGUCUGGUUCUUCAAGGAGGCCUUCGUGAGACCGCCGUUCGACGAGCAAAAGACGAUCCGAGGCUACGUGAUCAAGUCGGGCAUCGGAGCGACGGUAUGGUUCGUCGCUCUCGUCGUCUGGGUGGUGUUCUUCCAGCUCAAGCGAGCAGAGUGGGGGGCCACAGGAGACUACCUGUCCUUCAUCACGCCUACGGGCAUCCCCUGAAGCGCGCGCCCGACGGUCGCCUGUGAAGCGAAGUGCUUUCUACAGACGCGCUUGGAUUGCUGGCGAUGUGCCGCCGGUUCUUUUGUGCGGUGGCCGUGAACGCACGGUCCGUCGAUUUGAGCCCAAGCUUUGUCUACGGUAAAUAUUGACAGUAAAGGUCUCAUUUGUUAACCGUUGCGUUUCGGGACAAGUGAACUGCGGAGAUACGCGGGCUACUCUGUUGUGGUGGCAUUCGUUUUUCGUCCGAUGGAAUUUCAGUAUCAAAUAACGGUAUACAUGGAUUUGCCAUCACCCUGCAGUCGCCGACAGGUUUUUACGGUUUCUAGGCUAGGUAGCGUAAGCUACCAGCCGUUAUAAACAAUACAGCCUUCAGCAUCCAUUCAUCCAUGGAUGGAUGGAUCCUCGGCCUCCAGAAAUGCGCUUGUUGCCUUCCGCUGUGCUUUAGUGGCAUCUGUAUGUCUAAGCCCACGAGGUGCUAAAGUAUGAAGCUUGCACUGGAGGCGAGACAACUGAAAGACUUCCUUGAUGUUCUCGUCUUCUCAGUGACUAUACAGGGUGAUUCAAGGAGAGGCCAGGCUCUUUAAAUCUACUGCAAAAUUUUGUUUCUUAACCUAUCGCGCUACAACUUUGUGCAGUGUUGCCCACAGAUGGUGCAUUUUCUUUGUAAAAU